Messenger RNA from Protomyces lactucae-debilis, 618 nucleotides. RefSeq lists its product as uncharacterized. The transcript has a single exon. Lineage: Eukaryota; Fungi; Ascomycota; Taphrinomycetes; Taphrinales; Protomycetaceae. The coding region runs from base 1 to 618 and encodes 205 amino acids. The record is from RefSeq and is a predicted model, not a curated record.
AUGUUCACUAGGAAGAGCAAGGAUCCUUGGUACGCGAUAGACGACCCUCCUUCCGAUACUGACGAACGUGGGCGCAUGCGAUACCGUAGUAUCACUGGGAAACGACCACGUCGCACCUCCAAUCAAGGCCGCUCACUACCACAACCCAGUGUGGAUACCACUAUGCACAUGGAUCAACCACGCACGAGUCCCUUUGUGAGUGUUCGAACAACGAGCUUGUCACCUGUCAUGGGACGUCGAAAACCGGGACAAUCUGCAUCGCCUGCCAUGAGUCGUGCGAGUUCGACUUUAUCAUCGCAGCGGAGUGAAUAUUCAGAGGAGGAGAUGUUGGCGAGUGGGAGGGUGCAGAGAGGUGGCGCUGCUUUGGAUCAGGGUGCGUGUGCACCUCAAGGCGAAGGUGCAGGACUAUUGACAGCAAGCAAUGAAGAAGGGCGUGCAGGGCGUGCAGGGAUGGCUAUGUCUGACGGACAAGAAGUUGGUACUACAAAUGCCCAUAUGGUGGAUGAGGGAAGGAAACGGUCAAGAGCCGUGAGUGAUGUCAGUGGUGUGACUGUGAAACCUACGUCUGGUCUGCUCGAGAAGCUCAAGUCCAAGUUGUCUAUGCGCAGAUGGACUUAG